UAGAACGGGCUCAGUUCCCGGUGCGGUUCAGAGUUCAAACGUAAUAUCGCACACAUGCUUCGGACUUGAAGACCUCCGCUGCCUUGAUGUGUCGCUCUUGCGCGCCUAGAUCUAGAAGCACAGACCGGGUCGCCACACAAGGGUCCAUGGCCAGACUGCCGGUGGUCGCCCCCGACGGAGGGUGGGGCUGGGUGGUGGUGGGGGCGCUGUUUGUGGCCUCGGCCCUGGUGUUCGGCCUCAUCCGCAGCCUGGGCAUCUUCUUCGUGGAGUUUGUGCAGCACUUUGAGGAGAGCGCGCAGGCCGUGUCCUGGAUCACCUCCAUUGGGGUGGCCACACAGCAGAUGAUGAGUCCGGUCGGCACAGCGCUGUGUAACGCCUACGAGGCCCGACCUGUGGUGAUGUUGGGCGGCCUGCUGGCCUCCCUGGGCUUGAUUCUGGCUUCACAGGCCACGUCUCUCACCCACCUCUAUCUGACCAUGGGCCUCAUUUCAGGCUCCGGCUGGGCACUGGUCUUCACCCCCAUCGUGGGCUGCGUCAUGGCGUAUUUCUCCCGCCGGCGCUCCUUGGCCAUGGCCCUGGGCUUCACCGGUGUGGGGCUCUCCUCCUUCGCCUUCUCGCCCCUCUUCCAGCUGCUGGUGGAGCUCUACGCCUGGCGGGGGGCCCUUCUCAUCCUGGGAGGGCUCAGUCUUAACCUCAUAGCCUGCGGGGCCCUGCUCCGGCCCCUGAGUGGCGCUAAGGCCGUAGCACAGGCUCCUGAUAACAAUGUGCCGGGGGUGGUUUCGUCGUGCCCCUCCCUCUGCUCCCGGGUCUACGCCUACCUGGAGCUGUCGCUGCUCCUCCAGAAGACCUUCUUGACGUACGCGCUGGCCGUGACGCUCUUCAACUCCGGCUACUUCGUGCCUUAUGUCCACCUGGUGCCGCACAGCCGGCACGCGGGCUUCUCCGAGUACCAGGCCGCCUUCGUCAUCUCGGCCACGGGCGUGGCGGACCUGGUGGGCCGCGUGGCGUCCGGCUGGACGUCCGACCUGGGCUGCGUGCGGCUGCCCCACCUGCUGUCGCUGUGGACGGGCCUCACGGGCCUCUUCCUGCUGCUGCUGCCGCUCUGCUCCUCCGGGGGCUCCUACCCCGGCCUGCUCCUCAUCAGCCUGGCCUACGGAUUCUGCGCCGGUGCCAUGACACCUCUGGUCUUCUCGGUUGUGCCGGAGAUUGUGGGCGUGGGCCGCAUCCUGGGCGCCCUGGGGCUGCUGCAGCUCAUCGAGAGCGUGGGUGGGCUCCUCGGGCCGCCCCUGUCAGGUUGGCUGAAAGACAUAACCGGCAGCUAUACAGCCUCCUUCCUGCUGGCGGGUAGCUUCCUCCUCACGGGGACUCUGGUGCUGGCCGCUCUCCCGUCCUACUUCUCCCGUGCCCCCCCGGAGCCCAGUCAUCAAAAACAGGACCAAAGCCUUGAGUCUGGACUGCUGGACCACACUGGGACCUCCCCAGAUCUGACCAAUAAAACUUAUAACUCGAGACCUCCUCCCAUCUCAGAGCCACAUUCUGAGGACCCCCUGACGGACCCGGCUCUGGAUCUCACGUCCGUGAAGACGUCUUCUUUGAAGGAAGACGCCAAAUGCUGACCACGCCGCUUAGGAACACCUGAGAUGGGAGGAGCCUGACCUUGCCCCGCCUCCUCAGGACAGCGAUACUGACUGACGCGUCUCAUAGACGACACAGAUCUUUUAGUACCAAAAAAACCUUUCAGUAGACCAGCAGCUGAAAGUUUGUUAUGUCAGUUUCCUCCAAAGCAGCUUCUGGUUAAAACUGAGUAGUUUCAUCCUCGGGGGAGGAAAAUGAGGAAGGGAUCUUUAAUGUGACCCAGAAAUUACUUCUUCCCAUAGACAGGUUCCCUUUGAAUUCCUCCCUGUCUGGGAUGGAACCUGUUUUCUAUACUUACGUUUAUUUAAAGAUCAAACUGUCGUGGCCGAGGUGUUUGUAGGCCUGGAAUCCGUCUCUUCCCUAUAUUUUCAUAAGGUCACAUGAUAGCAUGUGCUUCCCAUCCCCCAGUCAGCUACUACAGAUGUGGUCAUUUCUCUGAAGACCUCCUCGAGUUUGAGAGGAACAGAGAAUGUUAGAACGCUUCCUGUUUACUGAAGCACAUAUUUUCUGUAUCAGAAAAUCAUGUCAAGGCAUUCAUUGCCAUACAGCUGUGUGUCUGUGACCUUCCUGACCUUGCCGGCAGCCAGCCAGGGUCCGGUGAAUAGCUAUUUAAAUGGGAGCGGAAGGUCAAGCACUCGCUGAACUACAGGAAUUCUGAUGUAUUUUCUCAGUUAGGUGAAAAUGUUUAUAGGGACGUUGUCUGCGCUAUGAUCAAGCCAAGACAGACGGAUACACAGGCAGACUGCAGACAGACUGCAAGCAGGCAGACAGACAGGUAGGCAGACACCCUGCAGACAGACUGGCAAGCAGACAGGACUCUGGAUAUCGCCUGACAGAUCAGAGGGCAUCUCCAUGGCUUUGAGACUCGUCUGUAGACCCCGAUGAUCUUCUCCUCCAAGCUGAUCUGCAGAACCGGCCUCCUGCUGUCUCUCAUACCCCUGGAAGCAAUGCUUAGCCUGACUAUUAUAACAGCUGCCAUCCAUCAGUCUGUAAACCUCAGCUGCCUUUUGUCAUCACUCCUCAUUUUGUACGUUUCCUACUGUAUUUUUCGACUUUUUCUUAAUGCAGGCUUUUUGGCUGCCCUGCCUUACCGUUCACUGACGAUUAUCUUUUCCAAAAUAAAGUCUUAUGCAAUAAAAUCUAAAAUCCAACAUCA
This is a messenger RNA of Brienomyrus brachyistius, 2791 nucleotides long. It is a transcript of the gene slc16a13, whose product is annotated as solute carrier family 16 member 13. Gene Ontology annotation, molecular function: monocarboxylic acid transmembrane transporter activity. The transcript has 6 exons. Gene Ontology annotation, biological process: monocarboxylic acid transport; transmembrane transport. Lineage: Eukaryota; Metazoa; Chordata; Actinopteri; Osteoglossiformes; Mormyridae. The record is from RefSeq and is a predicted model, not a curated record. The coding region runs from base 87 to 1616 and encodes 509 amino acids.